Molecule: messenger RNA, 552 nt
Organism: Galdieria sulphuraria
Lineage: Eukaryota; Rhodophyta; Bangiophyceae; Galdieriales; Galdieriaceae
Product: 40S ribosomal protein S17
Exons: 3
Coding region: 13-414 (133 amino acids)
Biological process (GO): translation
Cellular component (GO): ribosome
Molecular function (GO): structural constituent of ribosome
Source: RefSeq, a predicted model, not a curated record
AAAGCAGAGGCUAUGGGUCGAGUGAGAACCAAAACAGUAAAAAAGUCUGCACGUGUGAUCAUCGAAAAAUAUUAUUCCAAGUUGACUUUGGAUUUCCAGACCAACAAAAGAAUAUGCGAUGAAGUGGCACUUAUUCCUUCUAAAAGACUUCGUAACAAGAUUGCAGGUUUCGUAACGCAUUUGAUGAAGCGAAUCCAGAAAGGACCUGUUCGGGGAAUUUCUCUUAAAUUACAAGAAGAAGAGAGAGAAAGACGAAUGGACUUUGUUCCCGAAAUAUCCGCCAUAGACGUGGGUGAAGUGAAGAUUGACCCGGUGACUAAGAAUAUGUUGGAGUCUUUGGGAUAUAAGAAUCUUCCCAAUGUGAUAGUCGAGACUGGAGUAGAGCCCAAGAAAUUUGCACCGAGAGCAUUUUAGUGGAAAAUAAAAGUGCACACAAGAUGAAUAUAUACGUCCGACCUUUUUACCAAUUUAUUUAUAGAUCGUGUUGUUAUGAGCCUUGUAUGACUAUCUUUUGUUGGAAAGUGGAUUACUCGCGACAAACUUGUCUCACAU